Messenger RNA from Penaeus vannamei (Pacific white shrimp), 737 nucleotides. NCBI's taxonomy places the organism in Eukaryota, Metazoa, Arthropoda, Malacostraca, Decapoda, Penaeidae. The record is from RefSeq and is a predicted model, not a curated record.
GUCGCCAGUUCCCAUCCAGGCACGUGAGGGAGAGGUUGUGCAGCAGAUUUCUCCGUACACUUCCGAGUUAACUGUGCACCACAGGCGAGAUGUCUCCAGUUUCCCGAGGCUCACAGGGACUUCUCCUCCUGCUGGGCGCCCUGGCCCUUCUUCAGGCAGGGCGGAGAGGCGCCGAGGCCGCCAGCGCCCCCCCCGCGGACACCGACACCACGCCCAAGCCGCCUAAGCCCAAGACACCGAAUGACAUCGAGGAAUUCGUGAAGAAGCUGGAGUAUGAAGCCCAGGGCGGGAUUGACAACUCCUUGGACGCAUCGUGGACGUCGUGGACUUCAAUUGCUCUCUGAUGUCGUGGCUGACGACGUCCUGGAUGGUCUUGACGAAGAGUUCACUGUCGUCGACAGCGCGCUCGGGGAGAAGGAGGCCGUGCCUGCGAAUAAGACUUCUGAUCCCUCAAGAAGCCGCCAGCUGUCCCUGAUCUACCAAGGCGUCUACGCCCCGGACGCCCGCUUCAACGCCUUCGCGGACGGCGUGAUGGUCAAUAUGGUGGCGGAGAUGAAGCGGAAGCGGAUGGACCCCCUAUACUUCCGCGUCUACGACCGCGGCGUUGUGGAACACGUCUCGACGCAAUCGACCCGAGGCGGACGUCGAGACGAACCUUCGGCCGUGUCUUCCUCCUUCGCCGACCCCUCGAGUGACACCGCUCAAAGUAGCAGCAGAAGCAACAACAGGAGAGGCAG